Messenger RNA from Hypanus sabinus (Atlantic stingray), 2429 nucleotides. RefSeq names its product CKLF-like MARVEL transmembrane domain containing 6 (gene cmtm6). Gene Ontology annotation, cellular component: membrane. NCBI's taxonomy places the organism in Eukaryota, Metazoa, Chordata, Chondrichthyes, Myliobatiformes, Dasyatidae. The transcript has 5 exons. The record is from RefSeq and is a predicted model, not a curated record. The coding region runs from base 210 to 806 and encodes 198 amino acids.
UCGGGCUUCUUGUGUUGCACGGAAUUAAAACAAGGAAGUGAAGCGAGAGAGGGAGUGGAUUUUGAAGCGACAGUACUUGGGGGGAGGGGGAAGCGCAGGGAAGCUGCUAAGGACGAGCAUCGCUAACCGGGGUUGCGGGCGAUUAGCCAGCCGGAAGUGGUUGAGGGAGUGUUGGUGGGGCCGCCGCCUCUUUAAUACUCAGCGACACAAUGCCGCAGCGGGAAACGCCGGGGAACGGAGCCAUGGAGGUGGGCCAGGUCUACGAGAGAACCACCGAGCCCAUCCAGAGUACCGGGGGCUUCUGUAAUUUAGGCUACUUCUCCAGAAAAAGAUGUAUUGCGAAGGUGUUGGAAGUGGUCUUUUCAUUUCUCGCCUUUGUUCUGGAAGAGGUGGUGGCAAUCUGCAACGUCUGUCAUGCACUUUAUUUCUUCGAGUUUGUCAGCUGCAGCGCCUUCUUCCUGACUUUACUGCUGUUAAUUAUAUUGGGUACUUCUCUGAGACAAAAAGUGGACAGAAUCGACUGGAAAAAAGUGGACAUUUUUUAUACUGCUGUGAUAGCGUUGUUUUUCGUGAUUGCCUCAAUCGUGUUUGCAGCCAAGAAUGGAGGAUCUGACUUGGAGAAAGCUGCUGUGGCAUUUGGAUUCCUGGCUUCUUUUGCCUUCGUAGUGGAUGCUGUGCUGUAUUUGAUAGAAGAGAAAUGGAGCACUAGCAGAAAAGAAACAGGGCCACCUGAGACAACAAGAAGCUCUGAAAAUGUCAAAGGAGAGACAGAUCCAUUGAAUGAUCCUGUAACUGUACCUGUCUGAGCUGCAGAGGCAAACCUCGUGUUUUUAAAGAAAAAUAAAUAAUUUACCUGUUUUGUAUGUGUGUAUUUUAAAUGCUUGGACUUGAUCCAAGAAAAUAAACUGUUCAAAGAUCUCUCGUCUUUGGCCUAAAUGUCAGGUGUUUCUUUUCCUAGUUGUGAGUCGAACCCAUGAUACAAAUUGCUGAUUAUCAUUUAAGCAUGAUUCCUUUAUGUAUAUAUUUAAUAGGCAGAUGGGAUAAGAUUAAUGAACUUGGUGAUCUGUGGUCAUACAGUGUGUUGGUGUUUCUGGUCUGAACCUUUUCCCUAUUAUGAAGAAUUUACAUUUUGUUCAUGGAAACUGGGAUUUAAAUGAUAUCAUAACUUGCAUAUUGUGCCUCUUAAUUGUUUAAAUCAAUCUUGUUAUAUCAAAAAUAGUCUUGUUUAUAAUUGUUUAAAGCAAAAUGCCAACAAAAGUACACUAAUAUUCACUUUCUUUACACAAUUUAGUCAAGUUGCUUGAACAAUGAUAUUUAAGUACCUGCUUUAUCUUGUAUUCAGUUUAAGUCUAUGAAUGGACUUCUGAAAUAUUUCUGAUAAUUUAUGUGAUUCUUAAAGGACUGCAGCAAUAUAAAGAACAAAAUGUCUGGGACUUUAUUAUUCCAGUAUAGUUUGUCUGCUGCAUUACCAGUAUAAGAAUCUUUGUCCUAUUAAAUAUCACCAUUGAAGGCUUCUUAAUAGUCAAACAUCUGUCUCUAAUUAGCCAUCUAACGCAAUGCUAUAUCAGUUGAGAUUAAUCCUGCAAAUAGAAAACCUACAGCACAAUACUGGCCCUUCAGCCCACAAAGUUGUGCCGAACAUGUCCCUACCUUAGAAAUUACUCAGCUUACCUAUAGCCCUCUGUUUUAGUAAGCUCUGUGUAUUGGCUAUAUUAGUAUAAUUUUUUUUUUUGAGAAUGCUAGCCAGUCUGAUUUUAACAUGAAGCUUUUAAAUACCAUCAUUACGUUACAGUGCUGUACAAAUACUUCUCCACAGCUGAAAAUGCAUGGAAAACUUUUUUAAAGAAAAAAAAUUAUUGGUGGUUGAACACUAGUUUUUAUGAAGUCAGCUGAGGCAAUUUUAGGUUGUCUUUAUUAAAGAACCACCACCUUUAAGAGCAUUACAGCUUAUUUGUAUAUGAAUUUGUUAUUAUUAUGUCCUCCUGAGCUGAUCUGCAUAGGAUUCAGAUCGAAUGUGUAUCACUCUUCAAAUUAAAAUAUUUACCCAUUUAUUAUUGUAAGCUUUUGGGCAACAGUGUAGCCUGUCACUAACUUGCAUAGAGAACGUAGUUAGUAAAAUUAGUAGAACAUACUGCUUUUAUCAAUUUUUUAAAUUUGUAUGUUUUAAGAUGUGUUUAAUAGCAUCAAUUUAGCAUGUGUCAGUAUGUUCUUCAAGCAUCUACUCAUUAGAAAAUGAGCGAUUAAUCAGAAAUGAAGUUAAAUGAUGAACACUUUUAGUGCUAUGUUUUAAUCGAGGUAGACAUUUACAAGCUACAGAAAAAAACAUUUAUAAACUGAUGUGAAAAUCAAGUCUUUGUGUUUUUUUUUAACUAACGCUGUAGACUUGUAAAACUCCAGGCGGUUACUGGUAAUAAAUGUGGUUCUCUGUA